AUGGCUUUAAAGCUCGACAUGAGUAAGGCUUACGAUAGAAUGGAGUGGGGUUAUCUUCGUGCGGUUCUGUUAAGGAUGGGCUUUGAUGGGAGAUGUGUGAACUUGAUUAUGCACUGUGUGGAAUCGGGGAAUCCUAUAUCUCCUUAUCUCUUUAUUCUCUGUGCUGAGGGUUUUUCGGGUCUCCUGCGGAAAUAUGAGGUUGAUGGCAAGAUUCAUGGGUCCAAAGUGGCUCGUAGGGCUCCAGUGAUUUCUCAUAUGCUCUUAGCUGAUGACAGUUAUUUCUUCUGUAGAGCUAAUACUCGGGAAGCUGAUUCUAUUAUGGAGUUACUACAUCUUUAUGAGCAAGCUUCGGGUCAACGAGUGAAUUUUGAGAAAUCGUUUGUUUUCUUCAGUUCUAAUACUGAAGUUAUUGUGAGAGAUUCGAUCUGUGGACAGUUAGAGAUUUAUGAAGCCGAUGAUAACACCACCUAUCUGGGUCGCCGAAUAUUAUGGGCCGAAAGAAGACUGCCAAUUUAG
Molecule: messenger RNA, 516 nt
Organism: Cannabis sativa
Lineage: Eukaryota; Viridiplantae; Streptophyta; Magnoliopsida; Rosales; Cannabaceae
Exons: 2
Coding region: 1-516 (171 amino acids)
Source: RefSeq, a predicted model, not a curated record